Messenger RNA from Ostrinia nubilalis (European corn borer), 2025 nucleotides. Its product is annotated as fibroblast growth factor receptor 4-like. Bases 16 to 2025 code for a protein of 669 amino acids. The transcript has 4 exons. The record is from RefSeq and is a predicted model, not a curated record. Gene Ontology annotation, biological process: protein phosphorylation. Gene Ontology annotation, molecular function: protein tyrosine kinase activity; ATP binding. Lineage: Eukaryota; Metazoa; Arthropoda; Insecta; Lepidoptera; Crambidae.
CAGCAUUUUCUCGACAUGUUCCAAUGGAAUCGCCUCGCCGUACUGUCUGAUGAUACCGAAGUCGCAAAAGAUCUCGUUGAAUCUUUGAGCGACAAAAGCCGACUUAAGGUCCACAACGUCUUUGUGAGCGGCAACAUAUCGGAUAUUUUGGAGUCACUUCGAAAUCUUAAUUCACGUAUCUUCUUUAUAAAUACUGGUCCAGAUGCGGUUCAAGAUAUUUUCUGUGCUGCGAAUAGAUUGAGCAUGACGGACCCCUUAAAAUAUGUGUGGAUACUGCGGGAAAGGCGCGCAGUUGAUCUGAAUUGCGGAAAAGAUUUUCCCCAGAAACACACUCACUUUACAAUUUCAUAUUGGUGGCGAGGGGGCAAUAAUACGCAAUAUUUAUCAGUUACAGCAAAUGAGCAAAAUAAAACGAAAAACAUUCUACGCAGUACCUUGGAUCAUCUGUGGCACGGAAACACAUGGCCUCCACUGGCCGCACCAUUGGUUGAUUCUUUAGAAGUACUCAUAAAGAGUUUCAAAACAUUUACUCAAUCUCAUCCAGAUAAAUAUUAUGAUUUGCACGGCGAUGGGUCUGCUGGAUUACUUUUAAACAGCCUCGAACAUCAACAAACAGAUGGAGUAAUGCAAAAUUUACACUUUGUGAACGGUACACUAUCUGAGCCGCUCGUUUUUGUGGACAAGUGGGUUGGUAACCGACGAGAGCCUAUCUUCAUAUGGCGCAUCCAAGAUGGUCACGUGGAGCCCAUCACCAAUGCUACUUAUGGUGUUCAAUAUCCCUCCGAUGGAACUGAAUUUUGUUUAACUGACCCUCAUAAUGACUCAUUCGUUCCAUCUUGCCACGAUUCCAUAUAUUUAUCCGCAUUAGGAUUCCUAAUUGUAGCCACUCUUGCAUUAUGUUUGUCGCGAAGAUUAAGACUAAAGCGUCUGGCGAAAAAAGACUCUCUUCUUAGGGCGCAGCUGCUGGCGCAAAGAGAAUGUAUGUCGAGCGAGCUCGCCGACCACUACGUCGAUCGCGCCGCCCUAGAGUUAUAUGACUAUCUUGGACAAGGGUGCUAUGGGCGUGUGCGAUAUGCAAUCUUUCGAGCACCUGAGCGUCAACCAAUCUCCGUGGCCGUCAAGGAGCUGCGCGACGACGUUCCACUGACAGAGGAGAGCGAAUUGUUGCGGGAGGCGUGCACGCUGGCGACGCUCUGCCACGACCACAUAGUGCGGCUUAUCGGCGUGUGUGCUACGGAUGGACCGCUUCUUGUGCUGUUAGAAUACGCAUUCUUCGGUAAUCUCUGCGAGUAUCUGUGCGAGAGGCGCCACCUCGCCGAACGUGCCAUGAUUACAGACGUCGAUGAAAAUGACGAAGCAUAUCACGUGUCCGCUCCAUCCCUGAACAGGAUGGCUAGAGAGAUCGCCUCUGCGCUCGCGUACCUCGCACUCAAGAGGAUCGUGCAUCGCGACGUUCGGGCGAGCAACUGCCUCGUAGACGCUCGUCGUUCAUUGAAAUUGGCCGAUUUUGGGUUGGCUCGGAAGACCGGGACGGGCGUCACUGGCGAGGAGGAGUACUCGUGCCGACGAAGAGGAAUGUUCCCGGUGCUCUGGAUGGCGCCGGAGAGCUUCGACCGCGGCGUGUUCUCGGCGGCGUCGGACGCGUGGGCGCUGGGCGUGCUGCUGCUGGAGCUGGUGUCGCUGGGCGCACGGCCCUACGGCACCUGGCCGCCGGGCCGCGUGCUGCAGUACGUCAGCGCCGGCGGCCGCCCGCCUCUCCCGCCGGACGUGUCCGAAACCACACGGCAGCUGCUGGUGAAGCUGUGGCGGCGCGCGCCGGAGCUGCGGCUGUCGGCGGCGGCGCUGCUGGCGCGCCUGGAGGCCGACGCGGCGGCGCUGGCGCCCGCGCUGGCGCCCGCGCCGCCGCCCGCCGACGAGCUCUGCCCGGCGCUCGGCGACGACGACGAAGCCACGGGGUCUCCAAACUACGGCCCCACUGCCAUCAACCCGGCCCGCGACAGCUUAAAACUAAGCUUGUUAGCAUAG